This is a messenger RNA of Phyllotreta striolata, 954 nucleotides long. Lineage: Eukaryota; Metazoa; Arthropoda; Insecta; Coleoptera; Chrysomelidae. The record is from the annotation of a GenBank genome assembly.
AUGGCUCUAAAGGAGCAUUUAGAGGCGUCCGAUUUUAUUAAAAACGUGCACGCGGACUUACGAAAGAUGUCCAAAACUAUAGGUAUUAAUGAAGCUUGGAAAAACCACUGCACAAAUAAAGAAACGUUAGACAAAUACUCACUGGCAAUGAAGGAAUUAGCAACAAAAUAUUGGAAGAAUCCAUCAAGUAAUUCAAGAAUUUCUUGGGUACACGAAGCUUGUAUUAACUACUUCGAAAGAGACAUGUUUAUUGCUAGAAAUAAAGAACUAGAAAUAGCUGAUAAAUUGAAUAUUUGUAUUAAUACGAAGUAUGAUGAUUUUACAGGCAAAUGGAAGAUGUUAGACGUUGGUAGUUGUUACAAUCCUUUUAAACAAUUUAUAGAAUUCAAUGUUACUGCUAUAGACAUUUCCCCGGCAGUAAAUACAGUGAAUAAGUGUGAUUUUUUAUCAAUCAAGUAUGGUCCAUUUUGUUUCGAAGGCGAAGAAAUUACGCGACUUCCACGGGACCAUUUCGAUGUGAUUGUGUUCAGUUUACUCUUAGAAUACUUACCUUCUCCUCAACAAAGACAAUUAUCCUGCCAAAAAGCUUUCAAUUUGUUGAAAACAGAAGGAAUCCUCGUGAUAAUAACCCCCGAUUCCAAUCACCUAGGAAGGAAUGCAAAGUAUAUAAAAUCCUGGAGAUUCGUCCUGGCUGAUAUGGGUUUUUCGAGGAUGAAGUACGAAAAACUAGAGCAUUUGCAUUGCAUGGUCUUUAGGAAAUCUUUUGAUGUAAGAAUCCCAGCAAGAUGGGCCAAUAUUCAUCGAAAAGAACAGGCUUUUGCCGAGAUUUUCAUACCACAGGAUUUUAAUUCAAACUGCAACAAAACAGAAUUAGCCAGUGAAUCAAAUACGAUUGUAAAUGAAGAAGAUAUAAGGAGUUUUUGUAAAGAGUUGCCUUUUGAUAAUUUUGAUUAA